AAACAUUUGAAACAUUUGAUGGAAGAAAAUCCGGAAAGAUUGAAAUUAAUAAGAGAGACAUCGAAAUGUAAUAGGGUGAUUGGAAAUUAGGAACUCUGGCGAAAAAAGCCCUAUAUGGACACCGAUUCGCUUCUGCAACGUUCCGCGUGACGUAACCAGUCCAUUUUCUCGCAAAUGAAAAGAGCAAACGUUAUUGUUAGUAACUGAUAAGUGGAGACCGCUGGUCAGGUAUUGGCUCGUACAUAUAAGACGUCUUCGUUGCUCGGACACCAGUAGAUCCUCCACUAGCAAACUCGGCAGCUAUCCGGUUUUGCCACCACAAUCAGUCGUUUUGCCAACCUCGAAGAGAACAAGUGACCUGUCAUCUUCGUAAUUAAUCGCGGUAAGAUGCGAUGACCCGCGGAAGGAUACGAAGAUGUCGAAGAUAAGCUUCAGUUCCGAUUUCUUCGAGAAAUCACGCGGUGAGUUUGUUGACUCUUGAACAUCAAGAACCGACGACCGAUUCCAGACUUGUUCGAUGGUGCACCGAAUACAGAGACGAUUCGAACGAUGAGAUUGAUUCUGGAAGAAACUUGGACGAUUUAAUUAACAAUCGCGAUUCUCGGUGAGUUUUCUCAGCUGGCUUCGCAGCUGCGGCAAAAUAAAUUCAUCGGUCCUUGAAGAGAAUCAUCAAGGAGAAAGAUAAUCGAUAAAAAUGUAUUCUUUUUCCACCAUGGCUGUGAUCGUCGCGAUAAGCGUGUGAAAGAUCGAGCGGGAUAUACGAAAGGCCGGCGAAGUGUGAUAAUCUGAUAAUUAACGACAGGAAUAUAACGCCUCGCUGCUCGUUGACUACCGAGGCCCAACGUUUUGGCAACAACCCACUUCUCCGGAUAAGGAUUGUUAUCGUCGCUGAAUCGUACCAGCGCGGAAGAUGUAAUUAUCGACAUUCGAUUAGAGACAGAGUGUACCGAAGAUAUUGAAAAUCAUCGAAUGUGUUCACGUCGCAUGAAUGUUUCCUGUAUGGGUGCGCGAGCUUGUUAUUUACGAUCGCGAACAGAGCCACGAGAUCACGAAGAGGUGUUUGCCGAGCAAAAUAAAUAAGUCCGUCAGUGGGUGAUGGUCGUUUGAUAGAAAGCGAGAAAUUGAGGCUGCAGUGAUACGAAUUGGACAGUAACGCGUGAAGCCUUGCGGAGAUCGAGUAUUGGAAAGUGAUCGAAACGAUAUAUGAAGAAUCGGUGAAGGAACUUGGUGAUUAAACUAAAGAUGAAUCGAGCAGAGCGAGUCGAGUGUUAAGUACAAAGUGUACGAAGCCUUUAGAGACUCACGAUCGAACUGAACCGAAAGUAAAAGGACUGAAAGGAAAUGGAGGACGAUAUUCCGAAGAUCCCGAUACCCAACGUAACAUUGUCGUCGUCCGAUCACGGAGAGAAACAAAAUCUGCUGCCACCUGCGUCGCCCACGACUCCCAUAAUCGUUAAACUAUCCAAGAACUCGAAUGCGACGUUCAGAAGCAGGAGCCGGUACAGGGCAGGUCCAACGCGCAAGCUGCGUCGUCGAGCGGUGCUGAAGAAUGGCGAAUGCAACGUUCUGCAGUCCCGCAUCUCCAGACGAUCGCUACGCUUUCUCCAGGACAUCUUCACGACCCUGGUGGACACUCAAUGGCGAUGGACGUUGUUGUGCUUCAGCCUGAGCUUCGGGCUCUCCUGGCUGGGCUUCGCGGUGAUCUGGUGGCUGAUCGCCUUCACCCACGGUGACUUCGAGGAACGCCACCUACCCCCGUUACAGGUCGAGAACAACUGGACGCCCUGCAUCUACAACAUCUUCUCCUUCACCAGUUGCUUCCUAUUCAGCAUCGAGACCCAGCACACGAUCGGCUACGGAAGCCGCUCGACCACCGAAGAAUGUCCCGAGGCGAUCUUCGUGAUGUGCAUUCAGAGCAUAGCUGGCGUGAUGAUCCAGGCCUUCAUGGUCGGCAUAGUGUUCGCGAAAAUGAGCAGGCCCAAGCAGAGGACCCAGACGUUGCUGUUCUCAAGGAACGCGGUGAUAUGCCAGAGGGACGGUGAACUCUGCUUCAUGUUCCGUGUCGGCGACAUGAGGAAGAAGAGUCACAUCAUCGGAGCCGCGGUUCGCGCGCAACUAAUCAGGUCCAGGACCACCAAGGAGGGCGAGAUACUGUCUCAGAAUCAACAGGAAUUGGCCGUCGGCACAGACGGCCAGAACGGUAACCUGUUCUUCAUCUGGCCGACCACGAUCGUUCACAAGAUCAACGCUGAAUCACCGUUUUACAACAUGUCCGCCGAGGAUAUGCUGUUGGACCGAUUCGAGGUCGUGGCCAUUCUCGAGGGAACUAUCGAGUCCACCGGGCAGACCACUCAGGCUAGAUCCAGCUACCUGCCGCAGGAGAUUCUUUGGGGUCACAGAUUCGAGCCGAUGGUCACGUACUCGAAGGAGAGGCAGGGCUACGAGGUGGAUUACUCGCUGUUCAAUAGCACCACGCAAGUCGACACGCCUCUGUGCUCGGGCAGAGAGCUCGCUGAGUUUUACAAGGUUCAGGAAGAUCUUCGCCAUGGGAACGGUGUGAUAGUCGACGAGGAUCUCCUAGGAGAAUCCUGCGCGGACGGUCAGUGCCACUGCAGUCAUCGUCCGUUCAUCGCGAUGAAUCACAAUCAAAUUCAUCCUCUGACGUACGUGGACAGCAUCAGAAGCGAAAACAGCGUCGACGAGACGGCGAAUUAUCGGAACGCUUACAGGGAUUCGAUCUGUCACGGACCUCCGGUCCCGCCCCGAGAGCACGGUCAGUACAAAAUCGUAGAUGUAGAGUCCGAUGAUAUCCAAGUGAUGGGCGAGGUCGAGCUACAGCACCUACCGGAAGCGGUGAACAGGGAAAUCCUGAAGAACAGUCGCGAGAUCAUCUACGAAGAACCAGAGACACCUGGCGAGGGAAGUAUACUUCUGAGACCAGCUUAUGGUCGUCGGAGUAUGAUCAGGUACCCGUUGCUCGACGAAGAAAGGAGAUCGUUGAACAGCUCCAAAAGAAACUACUACCACAGAAAUAUCCUUAGAAGCUUGGACGAAGACAAAAGGUCCCCCGAUGGCUGCAGAAGAAACCUGUGCGGAUCCAGAAGGUAUCUCUUGGUUCCUCUGGACAGCAAAACCUCGGAUCUCGGCACCAGAGAGAAUGUAAUCGCCACGGGACGACACACGGGAAGCAAGGAACACCUGAACGCGCUGAGAAAGAACGGCUGUGCCAAAGGAUCUAAAGAGACCCCCGAAAUGGACACCAGAGAGAUACUGGUCUCGAACGACGAUAGACUGACGAUCGAGUCGGAGAAGUUCCCGAAACAAACGCCUCUUCGUCAGCACGAGGUCGCGCUAUCCGAAGGCAACGGAACAUCGUUGUUGGACCCUAACUUGUCGCCGAACGAGUACUCUUCGUCCCCGAAAUGUCGUCAGUUGCCUGUUCCGGUGUCACCGAUCUCUCCGACGUCGGAUCUUUCGCCGGAGUCGGGUUUCUACGAAGGGGCUCAGUGGAACUCCAGUCCAGAGUACAUCAGGAAGGAUCUCCGGCUUCCUAACGCGUCUGUGAUCACGAAGAAUAGAAGGAGCUACGAGAACGCGCAGUUACAGGACGUUAACGAGGCCCUGUCUAGACCUAAUAGUGAAAAUAGUUCACUGGACAGUGCGGAAUCCGUGAAGAAUAUAGCGAACGACAAUGUUCUUCACAAAUACGGGGAGAAGAACGUUGUUACGAAACAGGCGAUCUCUUACACGAGCGUCUGACGAGAACACAUAACUUUCUGUGCCUUUCUCCGAACGUAUAACUUCCAAGUGCCAGUGAAAAACGUGUUGUACAGUCAGAACAAGCGUUUACUUCCGAAACAAGGUAUUCGUAAUCGAUCGUUACUCAAUCCUCGACUACCGCCAUUGGAAAUGUCCAGGCGAACGGAUAGGCUAUAGCUCGACGACUUAGGUAUAAUCCCUUAGAUUGUGGUUUGAGCGCGAUGGAGCGAGUCUUAGGGGAUGAAAUGUAGAGUCGUUGUUGGAUGUUAGCCUGGUUUAAAGAAAGACUAUCCAAAAACGGAAGGCAUCAAACGUCUUAAGGUUAAGAAUCGAAACUUUGUCAUGUACUAUCUUAAAAAAUUAGAUCUUUCGCAA
Molecule: messenger RNA, 4134 nt
Organism: Hylaeus anthracinus
Lineage: Eukaryota; Metazoa; Arthropoda; Insecta; Hymenoptera; Colletidae
Exons: 3
Coding region: 1342-3759 (805 amino acids)
Biological process (GO): potassium ion import across plasma membrane; regulation of monoatomic ion transmembrane transport
Cellular component (GO): plasma membrane
Molecular function (GO): inward rectifier potassium channel activity
Source: RefSeq, a predicted model, not a curated record